AUGGGCAAUUCAAAUACGAAAGAAUCCCGCCCGGAUCAUGCUGAUGGGACGGCUGAUCCUCGCGAAUCCGGGCGACCACGCAAUCGCAUGAGCAGAGGAGACAUUGGAGGGUUUCUUGGUCUACAGGCACCCAGAGACCGUGGCCGAGAUCGGCAGGAUGCUCCAUUUGAGCACCGUGAGACCAGACAAGAGCGUGAGGCUCGCAGAUUAGAAAAAGAGCGCCUGGCCAGGGCAAAGGAGCGGGAGCGUAGUGUCCGAGAGGAACAUGUGGACGGCGGUUUUCUCGUCACAAUGGGAACAUACACUGGCACUGAGGAUUUCAGCAAGCCCGUAGUUCGACAGCUUCAGAUCGAAAGAAAGUUGGCCCCAUUCUGGCGAGGUCUCAACGACUGGUCCGACAACUGGGCAGAGCAUCAGCUUGUCGCAGCUGGUAGGGGGCUUCCCAUACCCGCCGCUGAUGCGCCUCCUGAUCCCGAACUCAUGCCUCGACCACCAUUACCUCAUGCUGAGUCUUCCAACACCCAGAGCCUGCAGAACCUGACGGUACCGAUGGGUCCUAGAACGCUAUCUACCGCUUCGGAUCGUAGCGGCUCUGGAGCUGGAUCUGGCAUUCCUUCUCCGACGACCGCAGCCCCUCCCAAAGCCUCCUCAAUCAAGCCUAGGGCGAAAGCACUUGCAGCAGCUCUUAGUGUCGGUUCUCGCAAUGCAUCGUCUACUGACUUGACACCGAAGGAGGUGUCUCUGCCACAUGAUCCAUUUGUCAACGGACAACCCAUCGAAGUGUACCUCUACAAGGAUGCUUCCGAGUGUCCCAUAUGUUUCUUAUCGUAUCCCCCGUACCUAAACCGCACACGAUGCUGCGACCAGCCCAUUUGCAGCGAAUGUUUUGUGCAAAUAAAGCGAUCCGACCCGCACCUACCUGAGCAUCAUCCAAAUGGCGAGACUCGAGAUCCAAACGAAGGGCUGAAUCCAGAGGACCCGCCAGAGAUGCUCAUAUCAGAACCAUCAGCAUGCCCUUACUGUCAGCAACCUGAAUUUGGCGUCACAUAUGAGCCCCCUUCUUUCCGGAGAGGGCUGACCUAUUCGACAUCUACGUCGAAUCUCGCUUCCUCCACGGCAAUGUCAUCGCAGAGUUCCCUCAACUCUACGCUUUCUCCAUCAAUACCUCAACAAAUUGGAAGGCGGCGAACGCAUAGCUUGUCAGCAACCGCCCCCAAUGUCAUCACAACUGACCGAGUGCGUCCGGACUGGGCAACAAAGCUGGCGUCUGCUCGGGCUCAUCAGGCCCGGCGUGCCGCAGCGGCUACAGCACUACACACGGCCGCAUUCCUAGUCGGAGCACAGGAAAAUAGAUCAAUACUUCGCCCCAGCAGGUUCGGUCGAAGGAGCAAUGGAACAAAUACUCCUGGCAACGAACAGCCACCUAGCAACCCAGGCGAGACCGAAGCCGACCCCAAUGAGGCGGCUCCUAAUCGACAUGCCGAUGGUGCACGACGGACUCGGAUGGAAGAGCUUGAAGAUAUGAUGUUUAUGGAAGCCGUCCGAUUGUCUCUGGCCACAGAAGAGGAAAGGAAGCGAAAAGAGGAAAAGGCUCUCCGUAAAGAAGCCAAGAAACGACAACAGGCAGAGAAGAAGGCUCAAAAGAAGGCGAGCAAAGACCCUUAUGGAGGGAACAUUAGCGGCGCCAGCGGAAGCAGUCUUUCCCUUGGCCUUGGUCGAAGACGUGGCAAUAGUGGAGCCAGCGCACUGAGAGUCGAGGCUACAGUACAGGGAGCAUCUCAAGUCAAUAAACCAGAGGAUUCACCAGGUACGGACGUGGAAAAUUCUGGCGAUCAACCAGGAAAGGGGAAGGGCGUUGACCGUGGACCAGAGGAGGCAGCAGUUGGGAGCAGUUCCACGGCCACUUCCCUCCCCAUUCCCACGGGUCGUCCUCGCGGAAGCUCACAUUUGCGACAGAUGAGCAACGCUUCCUCACUUGGAUCAUCACUUGCCGAUACACCGUCUGGAAGCUAUACUGGGCCUGGGUUCACUGGACCCGACGGUACAGCUUCGCGCCCUGAAGGGGACCGAGACACCGGUAGCGAGCCUAUGUUUAAUUUUCGAAGCUUGGCCGAGCUCGUUGGGGUUAAUAUCGAUGAUGGAUCUCCACACCCUGGAGAAGGGGCUGAAUCUCCUUCUGGCAACGUCAAGGACACAAUAAGCCGACCUUUGUCACAAGUAAAGGAAGAGGAGAAGGAGGGAGCAGAAGCUGAACACGUGGAAAAGAUGCACCACGAGCAGGCCGGCGCAGAAGAUGAGAGUUCUCCUCCACCUGGAUUGAGCAGCGAAUCAACAGCCAUUGAAACAAUAGGGGGCACCAGUCUGUCUCCAAAGGUUACAAUUACUCCGGGUACUCCAAUGCCGGACGAGGAUAUUGAUAGCACAGAAGCUAAGCAGCUGGGACACUCGAGGGUGUCUGUGCAGCCGUCAGAGGUCAUGCACUGA
Messenger RNA from Pochonia chlamydosporia 170, 2484 nucleotides. Its product is annotated as C2H2 zinc finger protein. The transcript is spliced from 2 exons. The record is from RefSeq and is a predicted model, not a curated record. Gene Ontology annotation, cellular component: cytoplasm. NCBI's taxonomy places the organism in Eukaryota, Fungi, Ascomycota, Sordariomycetes, Hypocreales, Clavicipitaceae. Bases 1 to 2484 code for a protein of 827 amino acids.